Molecule: messenger RNA, 2191 nt
Organism: Aegilops tauschii subsp. strangulata
Lineage: Eukaryota; Viridiplantae; Streptophyta; Magnoliopsida; Poales; Poaceae
Source: RefSeq, a predicted model, not a curated record
AGAGAACAUUUUAAUGGCUGAUUUUAUUGUUUUCCGGAGUGGCAUUCAGAUCCCCUCCUAUUAGAUGCAUCUGGUUUUACUACAAUGGUUAUGCAUACUCUUUUUUUUACUGAUCCAACAUAGACUAUUCGUGUAGCAAUGCACAAGAAGAAAGAAAUUAUUCGUGCAUCAGGGAUGGAUGACUGCAUAGACCUCUGUUCUUCAUCAGAAGAGGAAGGAGGAGGAGUCCCUGCAGGGAGAGUCGAGUCAGAGUCUGAUUCUGAAUUUGAUGAAAAUGCUGAAGGAGGAGUCGAGUCAGAAUCUGAUUCAGAAUUUGAUGAAAAUGCUGAAGGAGGAGUUGAUUCAGAAUUUGACGAAAAUGGUAAAGGACAUGGAGUAAAUCAUAAUGGGCAUGCAAAAGGAGGAGUUCCUGGAGGGGUAGCCGAGUCAGAGUUUGAUUCAGAAAUCAGAGAGCAUGACAGAGGACUUGGAAAGAACACGUGCAUCGGAUCAAGGUGCAGCGUGAAGAAAAUGUACAACUUGAUCCAUGGAUUAGAUGAAGAGAAGAGAGGUUAUGUGAGGGAGAUUGGUUUUGGGGGCCUGCUUCUCCUGCCAAAGCUCAUGAGGACAAAUCGGCACUUCCUCAUGUGGCUGCUAAGCAAAGUUGAUGAGGAAGCAAGCUCUAUCAUCACAGGUUACCGCAGGGACAUACCUUUCCAUGAUAAAGAUGUGGAAACUGUGCUGGGGAUUCCAUGUGGCGGCGCACCGGUGCAGAGUGAACAACACGGUGUUCCUGAGAAUGUGAUAGCAGCAGUCCGAAAGACUCUCGGAAUAUCCGAAUCGGAGCGCGACAUAGGUCCCGUGGUUGCGAUUGUGAAGAAGAAGGUCAGGGGCCAAAAGAUGACAAAAGCAGAAAUAUCAAAAUUCAAGAUUGCUUUUGUUAUAUGCGCGGUGACGUACCUGUUUGCCGCAACAAUGAAAAAUGACUACUUUGUGACAGAUUACUGGGGCGCGCUUUUAUUGUUUGUGCAGACAUUCUAUUUGGAUAACUUGGUGGUGACUGGUGGAAAUAUCCCACACGACGAAUUUCCCAGGAUACAGUUUUACACGACGGAGGUGAUCAACGCGAUAGUUGAAGACGACACGAGGUCGCGUAAGGGAGCAGAACUUGUCACAUAUGGCCGAUUGCUGCCACGUCAUGAAGCACUGGUUUGCUAUCAGAGGAACCCCGCGAACAGGAACAAUGUUGUUGGCACAUCAAAUGUGUUUAACAGAAGCGAAUCUAGGUGCGCCGAGACCGGGUCUAUGACCAUAGAUGAGAUUGAAUCGCUAGUUAUGGAUAAGGUUUCAUCCUUCGCAACGGCUUGUGAAUAUGUUUUGACAAGUUUUUCAAGGAAGAAGGAAGAGGAGAACCAGAGGCACCAAGCUGCCUUGACAGACCUCGAGAACCAGUCGCAGCAACAGGUCAAGAAUGAGUCGAGGAAAGUGAGAGAUCAACUGAAAAUACUGUUUGCUGGAAUUAGGCAUCAGGAUGGAGUAAGCCGGAAUAUGAAGGGAAAACGCCCUUUAUAUGGAGAUCCAGCUCCAACUGAGGAUGCUGAUGUUGGUUGCCCUAACUCCGAUAUGCCUCAAGAUAGCCAUUCAUCACCAACUGCGGAGAUACCUGGCCAUGGAUCUGAACUGGCGCGUCUUGGUAUCAAGAGGGUAAUUAAAAGAAGGAAAGAGUGACAUUUUAUCAUCGCUUGUCCAGUUCACAUAUAUAUCGUGGCUGGAAUAAUUCUCUCUUUCUGUAUUGUGAAACCUGGUACAUACAUAACCAGAUAACCUGAGCGGAGGCAAAAAAAAGUGAUGAUGGCUGCUUUUGCUAUGCCUGAGCACCUGCGUGUGCGGUGAUCUAGGGGUAAAAGGGUGUGGUUUUCCCCCUUUCCCUUUGUAAGUUUGAGGGCAUGUGGCCUUUGAGAACUUCCAGUUUGUCUCUGGUAGGGAGUUUAAAACUUUGUUCUUCACCCCUCCUGGUAGCGGUUCAUGCAGCAUGUUGGCUACCCUUUGCUGGGUGAUAACAUGGGGGUGUUUCGUUUUGUGCGGUUUUCAUGUUGUGUUUUUCUAGCGUUGAGACGCUAUUUUACUCUAUGUUUUGUUUCGUUAUCUGAUGAUAGUAGAACCCGGUCCAAUUUGGAUCAUAGGGAAAAAUACAUAGCCAAAUAACCUGGAA